This is a messenger RNA of Ciona intestinalis (vase tunicate), 3114 nucleotides long. Its product is annotated as 26S proteasome non-ATPase regulatory subunit 2-like. Lineage: Eukaryota; Metazoa; Chordata; Ascidiacea; Phlebobranchia; Cionidae. Gene Ontology annotation, cellular component: proteasome complex; nucleus; proteasome storage granule. The record is from RefSeq and is a predicted model, not a curated record. Gene Ontology annotation, molecular function: enzyme regulator activity. Gene Ontology annotation, biological process: regulation of protein catabolic process; proteasome-mediated ubiquitin-dependent protein catabolic process.
AACGACUGUUUCGUUCAUUUGUUUAUGCAUUGUUUAUUUUGUAUGUUACAAGGAUACUGUGAUUCAAAAGUAGUUCGGAAUAUUUGAAAUAAACUGAAACGGAAAAUGCCCCCAACAUCUGAAGCGAAACCUGAAUCAGUGAAAGAAGAUGUCGCUAAAAAGGAAAAGAAGACAAAGGAAGAAGAAGAGCCAGAGCUGAGUGAGGAAGACAAACAACUUCUGGAUGAACUUAAUCUUUGCAUUGAACGAUUGAAAGAAAGCGACGCUACUCUGUACAAGUCAGCGCUUGAAAUUCUACGAACCAAGAUCAGAUCUUCCACAGCUUCCAUUACUUCUGUUCCUAAACCGCUCAAGUUUUUGCGGCCUCAUUAUGGAACACUUAAGGAGAUAUACGAACGUAUACCAAUGAGUGAAAACAAGAAAUUCUGCGCCGACAUUGUAUCAGUGCUUGGAAUGACGAUCUCAGAUGAACGUGAAUGUCUAAAAUACAGAUUGCUUGGUUCACAGGAAGAUAUUGGAUCAUGGGGACAUGAAUAUGUUAGACACAUAUCGGGAGAAGUAGCAAGUGAGUGGCAAGAUAUUGAUCAAGAAGAAGAAGGCUCGAAAGAUAAGCUUGCCCAGUUGCUGGCAAUUGUCAAGGAUGUGAUACCAUAUGAUAUGAAGCACAAUGCUGAAACUGAGGCUUGUGAUUUGCUCAUGGAAAUUGAGAAACUUGACAUGUUGCUUAACUUUGUUGACAAAACAACUUACGCUAGGGUUUGCUUGUACCUUGUCAGUUGUGUCCCCUAUGCUGCUGAACCCGAGAACACCAACUUGCUCCAAACUGCUGUCCAAGUCUUCAGGAAGUUUGAUUGUCUUCCUGAGGCUUUAAGACUUGCAAUGCAACUUAAUGAUAUGGAACUUAUUGUGGAAAUUUUCCUUUCAUGCAAAGACCAAGCGAUUCAGAAGCAAUUGGCGUUUGCACUCGGAAGACAACAAGUUUAUCUUGAAUUAGAUGAAGAAAUGGAUGAAGCUGAUGAUAUGACUGAGAUUCUUUCAAAUUCUCAUCUUAACAGUAAUUUUCUCUCUCUAGCCAGAGAGUUGGACAUUAUGGAGCCAAAAGUCCCAGAAGACAUUUAUAAAACACACCUUGAAAAUAGCAGACCAGGUAUGGGACCAUCUGGUUCAAAUGUUGAUUCAGCGAGAAUGAAUCUUGCUUCAUCUUACGUGAAUGGUUUCGUGAAUGCUGCUUUCGGACAAGACAAGUUGCUUACUGAAGAAGGAAAUAAAUGGAUUUACAAGAAUAAGGAGCAUGGUAUGCUUGCUGCAACUGCAUCACUGGGUCUUGUAUUAUUAUGGGAUGUUGAUGGUGGUUUGACACAAAUUGAUAAAUAUCUUUAUUCUUCUGAGGAUUACAUCAAGUCAGGCGCAUUGCUGGCAUGUGGUAUUGUGAACACUGGUGUAAGAAACGAAUGCGAUCCAGCUCUUGCAUUGUUAUCAGACUAUGUUCUACAUAACAGCAAUGUAAUGAGAAUAGGAUCUGUCCUUGGGUUAGGACUGGCUUAUGCUGGAUCAAACCGGAUGGAUCUCAUUUCUCUACUGACACCAGUGAUGGCAGAUUCAAAAUCCAACAUGGAGGUGAUAGGAAUCACUGCAUUAGCACUUGGUUUGAUAUCAGUGGGAACAUGUAAUGGUGAGGUGACAUCAGCCCUUCUACAAACACUAAUUGAACGAUCGGAAUCUGAACUCAAGGAAACUCAUGCGAGGUUUAUUGCUCUGGCUCUUGCACUCGUUUAUCUAGGUAAACAGGAGGCAGUAGAUACAAUACUCAUGGCUUUACAAGUUGUUCCUGAACCACUGAAAGGAUUUGCAUCUGUUCUUGUGGAAGUUUGUGCUUAUGCUGGCACCGGAAAUGUUCUUAAAGUUCAACAAAUGCUUCACAUUUGCACUGAAACUGAUAAAGAGGAAGAAGCCACUGAUAAAACGGAGAAGAGUGAGAAGUCCGAGAAGAAAAAAGAUUCCUCCACUUCUUCCUCAACACCAUCCAGUGACUCCAAGAAGAAGGAAGAAUCAAAAUCAAAAAGCGAUGAUAAGAAAACCAAGUCAUCUGAAUGGGGAAUGACGCGUCAUGCUGCUGCUGUGCUUGGCAUUGGUUUGAUUUCUGCUGGUGAAGAAAUUGGCUCUGAGAUGGCAUUUCGUAUGUUUGGUCAUCUUUAUCGUUAUGGUGACUUGGCAGUGCGAAGAACUGUCCCACUAGCUCUUGCUCUUACCUCCGUGUCAAACCCACAACUUCAUAUUUUGGACACUUUGUCAAAAUUCAGUCAUGACUCUGAUGCUGAAGUUGUACAUAAUUCCAUAUUUGGAAUGGCCCUCGUAGGAAGUGGUACCAACAACGCACGAUUGGCGCAAAUGUUGCGUAAUCUUGCUGUAUAUUAUUCCAAAGACCCAAACAAUCUAUUCUUAGUACGACUUGUCCAGGGUUUGGUGCAUUUAGGAAAGGGUACCCUGACCCUACAACCUUACCACAGUGAUCGACAGUUACUUAGUCCUGUUGCAAUGGCUGCUUUACUAUCAGUUAUUGUCUCAUUUCUGGACGUCAAAAACACCAUUCUGAGCAAGAGUCACUACCUGCUAUACACCUUAGUACCUGCAAUUCAACCUAGAAUGCUGGUGACAUUUAACGAAGACCUUAAUCCACUUACUGUUAGCGUUCGUGUGGGUCAAGCUGUGGAUGUUGUAGGACAAGCUGGAAAACCCAAAACUAUCACAGGAUUUCAAACACACACAACUCCCGUUUUGCUGGCAUAUGGUGAGAGGGCUGAGCUUGCUACAGAGGAAUACAUUGCUCUUACACCAGUGAUUGAGGGAUUUGUGAUUUUGCGUAAAAAUCCCGACUACGAAUGAAAAGUUCCUUUACACCCUCUUAGAAACUUCAUAUUUUUUUCAAAUUUGCCCCAAGGCUAUCCAGUUCAAAUUUAAUGUAUGGCAGCUGCUGUUUUGAAUCUGUGUAAUUUAUCUGCUUCCGUACCGCCUUUGUUGUCGUGCGUUUGGAUGUUUGGUCACCUAUUCAUAACCGCAGCAUUUAGGCAAGAAAUUUGGUGUUGUUUGUGUUAUAAACAACAAAACGACAGUUCA